Molecule: messenger RNA, 1984 nt
Organism: Micropterus dolomieu (smallmouth bass)
Lineage: Eukaryota; Metazoa; Chordata; Actinopteri; Centrarchiformes; Centrarchidae
Gene: slc75a1
Product: major facilitator superfamily domain containing 10
Exons: 13
Coding region: 174-1532 (452 amino acids)
Biological process (GO): transmembrane transport
Cellular component (GO): brush border membrane
Molecular function (GO): transmembrane transporter activity
Source: RefSeq, a predicted model, not a curated record
AGAGUCACCUGAAGGCAGCAUGCUCGUCUGUGUGCUGUUACGACACAUUUUUGUCAUCCAAAUGUAAGAGGACACCUCUUCCUGGUGUGGACUAAUAAUAAUGGACUGAUGAGAGAGAGAAGGUAGAACAGCUCUAGACGGGAAGAGAAGACACACUGUAUUCAGUUGGAGGAAUGUCAGCCGUAAACAAAUCUGCAGAAGAUGGCAGCGCCUUCUCUUCAAAGGUCAUCAACAUUGUGUUCAUCACCCUGCUGCUAGACCUGCUGGGAUUUACACUGAUUCUACCUCUACUGCCUUCAAUUUUGGACCAUUAUGCACAAACAGGGGAUGUCGUAUAUCAGUCUCUGCAGAGUGUUGUGGACUGGUUCAGGGAGGUCGUGGGGAUCCCUAUGGAAAAGAAAUACAACAGUGUCCUGUUUGGAGGUCUGAUCGGGUCGCUGUUUUCUCUGCUGCAGUUCCUGUCGUCGCCUAUAACCGGGGCUCUGUCAGACCACCAUGGCAGACGACCCUUACUCAUUCUUACCACAUUAGGGCUGAUGUCCUCCUAUGCGGUCUGGGCCGUUUCCCGGAGCUUCAGCAUGUUCCUUUUGUUUCGAGUAAUUGGGGGCAUUUGUAAGGGCAACGUCAGCCUCUGCACUGCCAUUGUGGCCGACUUGCCUUGCCCGAAAGCACGGAACCGAGGAAUGGCUAUGAUCGGCAUCGCCUUCUCCUUGGGCUUCACCAUUGGACCUCUGAUGGGUGCGUACUUUGCCGUCAGCGCCAGAGCAGGAGAUGUCUUCUACCAGACUCCAGCUCUGCUCGCCUUGGCCUUCAGUGUUGCUGAUCUGCUCUUCAUUUGGCUCAUGCUGCCAGAGACGCUCCCGAAGGAUGUCAAGGCUUCAUCUUCAGGGUUUGGGGACUCCGGGGAUCUUUUGAACCCAGUGUCUUUGUUCCAUUUUUCCGCUGUUACCAGGGCAAAAGAUCCACCUUCAAAUAAAAGAAUGAAGAAUCUUCAAUUAUUGGGCCUGGUUUAUUUCUGCUACCUCUUUCUGUUCUCUGGUCUGGAGUUCACGCUGAGUUUUCUGACUCACCAACGCUUCCACUUCACAAGUAUGCAGCAGGGAAAGAUGUUCUUCUUCAUUGGUGUCGUCAUGGCCUUGAUCCAGGGGGGUUAUGCUCGCAGAAUCAAGCCUGGGCACCAUAUCAAGGCUGUUCGUAUGGCGAUCAUAGCAUUAAUCCCAGCGUUUAUUCUCAUCGGGCUUUCAUGGAAUAUGAUAAUGCUUUACGUUGGCUUGGCGUUAUACUCAUUUGCGGCUGCAAUAGUAGUUCCAUGCCUGUCAACGCUUGUUUCUGACCACGGCUCGAUCAAUCAGAAGGGCACAGUCAUGGGGAUUCUGCGUAGUUUGGGCGCUCUGGCCAGAGCUCUGGGACCAGUGGUGUCAUCCUCCGUUUACUGGAUAGCUGGAGCUCAGAUCUGUUUUCUCCUCAUGUCAGCUUCUUUCAUUAUUCCUCUUGCUCUCCUGAGAAUAGCCGGGAGGCUAAAGGAGGCGUGAGAGACACAAAGACUUGAAAGAGACAUUUUGAUGUUUUAUAGUUUCUGAAUGAUGUAUGAAUGAUGUUUACAUAGGCACUGACUUAUUACUUUGACACAAAAAAAAUAUUCAAAGGAGAUGUAUACUUUCUGUUCUGUUCGCCAAGGAUCAUCACAUGAAACAAAAUAAUGCAAGAAGACGAUGCAAAUACCAAAACAGAUUGGCGCUGUUGUACAAAUGAGAAAUGAGUGAACAAAAUGCUUUUAAAUGUGCACAUGUAAACCUGUGCAUAUUGUGAAAUGCAGGGGUUAGGGUGGGUUACAAAUAACAUUUAUGCUUGUGGAACAUAGAUAUCAUUUUAUACAGUAGUAUUUCAAUCAGAUUUUGUAUUUUAAAUAUUAGCAUUUUAUUUUAGCUCACUUUAAAAAUGUGAAUAUUCUAUUUUCUUGUAAACUAAUAAACGACCACGUCAA